This is a messenger RNA of Dentiscutata erythropus, 158 nucleotides long. The record is from the annotation of a GenBank genome assembly. NCBI's taxonomy places the organism in Eukaryota, Fungi, Glomeromycota, Glomeromycetes, Diversisporales, Gigasporaceae.
AAACAUGAAUACGCUUCACCAAAGAGAUGGUUAUCUCAUGCGUCAUUCGCUGCCUCACAUCAUGUUCAUCUCUGUGAAAGAGACUACGCUUCUCCCUGUUCGGAUAUUAAGAUGUGGGUGUUCUCCACCAUCUCUCUGAUAAAACCACGAACGAAAGG